Molecule: messenger RNA, 4214 nt
Organism: Sceloporus undulatus (fence lizard)
Lineage: Eukaryota; Metazoa; Chordata; Lepidosauria; Squamata; Phrynosomatidae
Gene: PHC2
Product: polyhomeotic homolog 2
Exons: 17
Coding region: 339-3026 (895 amino acids)
Cellular component (GO): nucleus; PRC1 complex
Molecular function (GO): zinc ion binding; protein binding
Source: RefSeq, a predicted model, not a curated record
GACUCCUCUCCAUCAAGGUUUGAAUGCUGAAGCAACAUGAGAUGGCGGUCAGAAUAAUAUUUGAGAGCGGCUGGAAAUCAGUCAUGGGAGCCCUAACAAAACAGAGAGGGACGAAGGAGGGUUUCAGGACUUAUUUAAUCUGGACAAACGGACGGCAUCCCAAGACAAACAAAGACAAAUAACCCAAGUUCACCAUCUAUGAUUUUGAACUCUGCAGCCUGCCUUGGACCACCCUUCAUGGUCAGUUUUGGAAGCCUGCGUUCAGCUGCCGCCAAUCCUGCCCGUCCUACCAUCUUGGACUCCCAGGCCUUCCCUUGGUGGCUUCUUUGGGACCCUGGAUGGGCACCAUGGAGAACGAGCAGCUUCAAGCCCCUCUGCCUCCCCACAGCACUGCCGGAGCAGCGCCGGCCACCAACAGUGCCACGUCCACGUCCAACACCACCGCCGGCGGGCGCCAGAGUGGGCCCCAGAUCUCCGUCUACAGUGGGAUCCCUGAUCGACAAACUGUCCAGGUGAUCCAGCAGGCGCUGCACCGCCAGCCCAACACGGCCGCCCAGUACUUGCAGCAAAUGUACGCAGCCCAACAGCAGCACCUGAUGCUCCAGACAGCUGCCCUCCAACAGCAGCACCUUGGCAGCACCCAGCUCCAGAGCCUGGCCGCCGUCCAACAGGCAAGUCUGGCAGCCAACAGACAAGGGGCUUCAUCCAGCAGCAAUGGACCCGCGCAGACCCCAAACCAGCAGACCACAAUGAACCUGGCUGCUUCCCCAGCAGCCGCCCAACUCAUCAACCGGGCGCAGAGUGUGAAUUCAGCCGCUGCAGCCACCUCAGGCAUCGCCCAGCAAGCUGUCCUCUUGGGCAACACGAAUAACCCCACUUUGACCGCCAGCCAGGCCCAGAUGUACCUCCGGGCUCAGAUGGCUCAGCAGAGUAACCUUGUGCAAGUAGCUAGGAGCCUAGGCCGUCCUGUUCCUUUGUCCCCCCAGCUCAUCUUCACGCCAACGGCCACCGUCGCCGCGGUGCAGCCCGAGGGCACCGGCACCACCCAGCCGUCCACCACAACCACUCAGGUACAAAACCCAUCGCUCCGCACCCAACAAGCGGGGACCCAGGGGAUGGGUCCCUCACCGGCUCAACAGCUCCCUACCUUGGCCAUGAAACCUUCUCCAGGCAUUGGCAACCACUCUUCUUCCUCACCGGCUUCUCAGGGCAAGAGUGCUGGUGCCACUCUCGGUUGCAAGGCGCCUGGGUCUGAGCACACAUCGGAACACCUUAGGAAGGGAGAAGGGACUGGCAGUGGAGGCAGCAAUGCUAGCAAUGGAACCGUCGGACACUCGGAAGGUCGCGGGAAUGUCCCAAACCGCACUGCUACACCUGUGACAACUCACCAGCUCAUUGCUCCAGCAUACUCUUCGCUCCAGACUCACCAACUGGUGCAACACCAGCAGCAAAAGACCAUUCAGCACCAGUUUGUCAUCCAGCCCCAGAUCCAGCCCCGUCCCACACAACCGCAGACCCUAACCUCUCCGAGCCUCAGCGCAUCUUCCGCCCCACAAGCGGCCGGGCACUUGGCAAACCCAGGAGUAACACCCGGCCAACUCCCACCUUGCCAAGGUCCCCAUCAACACAAGUCCAGCAAUGCCAACACGUCUUGCCAACAUGCCACGCACCCCUCCGGACCAUUGGCGCCAGGGAUGCAGAGGCCAGAAGGUGGCCCACUUAACCGUCCCGGUGGAUGUCCGAACCACACUGCCCAGCGCAAAUUCCAGCAUGCCUCGGCUGUCAUCCUCCAGCUCCAGCCUUCUGGAGGGACGGACAAUUCCAGGAAAGAUGCCUGUCCCACCGAGAAGCCACCGACGGAGCCACGGGUCCCACCGCAAUCCACUUUGACACCUCCGUCCGCCGUCCCUGAAUCUCAGGCCCCUGAAUGCACCGGUUCUUCCCCACACGAAGCUGGCCAGGACAGCGUUCGCCCAUCGCCGGACGCCAACAGCCCCGGAGGCAUGACCUCGGGCAACGGGACGUCUUCCUCCACCGUCGCCGGCACCACCCCACAGAACGGCGAGAACAAGCCCCCGCAAGCCGUGGUCAAGCCCCAGAUCCUCACCCACGUCAUCGAGGGAUUCGUGAUCCAGGAAGGGGCCGAGCCGUUCCCGGUGGGCCGCUCUUCACUGCUGGUGGGGAGCCUGAAGAAGAAGUAUGCCCAGGCGCUUCUGGCAGAGAAACCGCAACAACAGCAGCAGCAACAACCGCAACAGCAGCAACAACAGCAGGACAACACUACCACCACCGACUCUGAAAUGGAGGACCCCUAUUUGCAAGAAUCCAAAGACGAGGGAUCACCCCCAAAGCUGAAGUGUGAACUCUGUGGUCGCCUCGACUUUGCAUACAAGUUCAAGCGGUCAAAACGCUUUUGCUCCAUGGCAUGUGCCAAGAGAUACAACGUGGGUUGUACGAAGAGGGUAGGGCUCUUUCAUCCGGACCGCAGCAAACCUCCAAAACCAAGCGCACCUUCACACAACCGGCGCCGGACCUGCAAGAGUACUCUUCCCCCUCUCAGCAAAGAGACCAAGAAACAGGCACCGGUAGCACACCCACCCAGCUCAGGUCCGAUUUCAGUCACAGGUUCUCUGCAGUUGGCCCAUGCUCAGGAGGACUCCAGCCGCUGCUCCGACAACUCCAGCUACGAGGAGCCUCUCUCCCCCAUUUCGGCCAGUUCGUCCGCCUCCCGACGGCGCCAAGGCGAGCGGGACAUGGAGCUGCCCGACGUUCACGUCCGGGACCUGGUGGCCAUUGGGCACCACUUCCUACCCAGCGAGCCCACCAAGUGGAACGUGGAAGACGUCUACGAGUUCAUCCGCUCCCUGCCAGGCUGCCAGGAGAUAGCCGAGGAGUUUCGCGCGCAAGAGAUCGACGGCCAAGCCCUGCUCCUGCUCAAGGAAGACCACCUCAUGAGCGCCAUGAACAUCAAGCUGGGCCCGGCCCUCAAAAUCUACGCUCGCAUCUGCAUGCUGAAAGACUCCUAGGAGCCCCACGGGAGGACCCUCUCCCAGCCAUGGACAUGUUCCUCUGUUGGGUUCCUUCUCCACGGACGGUGGCUGGAGACCGGAUGGACUUGCACCCCCUCCACUGCCCUGACCUAACUGGGGCGCAAAGCCCCCCACCAUGCUGACGGGAGCAGAACAGACCCAACGUGGAUCCCGUUGUGGGGAUCGCCAUCAGAAGCGGACACGGCUAUGGGGCUGUAUAUAAUAGGUAGCAUUAGCUUCCCUUGCUCGCCCUCCUCGGGUCCACCCUUUGCGGUGGAAGGGGUGUCAACACCAGGUGAAGGGAGUGUGUAUAAGUGUGUGUGUUUUUAGGAUAAGGGGAGUCCUCCUCCUUCUCCCCAGACACUGGUUCUCCUCCUCCUCUUUCAGAGCCGCUCAACAUCCCCUUGGAUCAGACAAACCUACUUGAACUUCAAAAGCCAAACAGGACCGUUGCCUUAAACUUUUUUGCGUAGGUGUGUAUGUGUGUGUGGUGCCACAUAGUGCCCUCCCCUCUUCCUUCCUCUGCCACUUUUCUUGGGGUUUGUAGCUUCCGCAGUAUUGGGGAAAGGUGAGUUAGGGUUUGGGGGAUCCUACUCACGAUCGGCCGACGCUCCUCCGCAGAGAACGUCUCCAAUUCUGAUCCGAGUAGCCAAGUAAGGUGGCUUGUUUGGGGCGGAGGUGAGGAUUCAGGACACAUUGCUCCCCUCCACACCUUUCAGGCAUGGAAGACAGUCUUGCUGUGAGUCGCAAGAUCUACACAACUUAGGUGGCUAUGUCUCUUCUGUCCCUGAGGCUCGGGAUCAAUCCUUCAACUGCCUUUCUGGACCAGUUUUGUUUCAGCUGCCUUAAAAAAGACCCCUCACAGCUCCUGACACAAGUAUCACCCUACAUUUCUCCCCACAUCUCAAAGCAGGGCAGGAGGAGCUGGUUUUCUCCCUGGAAGAUGGAGCUGGCCUCAGGCGUGCCAGGAACCGAGUGCGAGGGGAAAAGUGGGGCGAUGGCGCAGCUGAGCUGCAUCCCCCCUUGGAACGUUUUCCGCCUCGUCCCCUGCCCCGAUCCCACUUCUCUGGUGCUGGCCACUCACCCCCAAAACCUUCAAGGGCUGCAGGCGCAAAGAAUUUCUACUGUUUCCCAUGCCCACCCAAACCUGGAUUUUUAAAAAUAAACUCCUUUUACAGAAAUGAA